AUGGGAAGUCCCCACGACAUGCGGUCAAAACCACUCCCGAUCAAAGGAGUCUCUGAAGCCCGAGGCUUUGGUGACCCCGAUCCCAGAACUAUCACUCUUCCAGCCCAUAUACGCGAAGAUCUUGCGUAUUCACGAGACAUUGAAAUGUCCAAUUUACAGGUGAAGUGCUGUAGAUUACCGGUAUCUAAGGGUGGCCUAGUUCUCCAAAGCGGAACAAAGGAAGAUUUCGCGAAGCGAUUGAACGUCAUUGAGAAUCCUGGAACGGGGCGUUUUGUUUCUGGGACGACAUGUUUAGCUCUGGCAAGGAGUGAUGAUUCUGUCGUUCCGAACCGUUACCAUUACUCCAUUUUAAGUCUUCACCAUCUUCGACGAUUCGCGAUUGAAUACGAGUUAGAUCCAGAACACUUUGAGCUUAUGGAUGAUCUUCUCAACGAAGCUCAAUCCUUAUGUGAUAAGAUUAGGCGUGAAGCUCGAGCGAGGAAUCCGCCGUUUCAGGAAGCUCUCGACGCGCUGGAGAAGUGGCGGCAAGGCCAGUACAUACUGAAUCUACAUGACGAAGAAGAAUCCAUCUCUCCCGUGAGCUCAGAUAAAUCCACUUGCUCUGAUCCUUCGGACAGGCAAUAUGACGACGAAAAUCUCCUCUUUCCUUUCAGUCCACAUGAGGAUGUUACCGCCGACCCUUUGAGCAGUCAAAUGUUGCUUGAGGCUUCACAAGUGACAUUGGUUAACCCAAUCACGGUAUACGCUAUCGAUGUCGCAGCUUCGCCCAAAGAGACAGGAGGAGAAACUCGAGAAGGCGAGAUCAUUAACACGGUGUACCCGCAGUCUCCGGACAAGUCGGUCAUAUUGAACGGACAUGAGAAUUCGAAGUUGCAAAACAAAGACUCGCAGGGAGGAUCUUUGAUCCUCAGGGCGAUGAGAGAAUCGCUAGAUGGUGGAGAAUCACCCAAGAUGGUAGAAGAAAGAAUGGUAGCAGAAGCUAUCGCAGAACCCAAAACCUCGGGAGCAGCAUCUCAAGUAUUGAAUGGAUAUAUGGACACCCUGGAAUUGCAAAACAAGCUGGAAGGCACGCAAAAGGUCAAUAAGUGGCUGAGCAACUGUAAUGAUUAG
Molecule: messenger RNA, 1110 nt
Organism: Cadophora gregata
Lineage: Eukaryota; Fungi; Ascomycota; Leotiomycetes; Helotiales; Ploettnerulaceae
Exons: 3
Coding region: 1-1110 (369 amino acids)
Source: RefSeq, a predicted model, not a curated record